Messenger RNA from Miscanthus lutarioriparius, 582 nucleotides. The record is from the annotation of a GenBank genome assembly. NCBI's taxonomy places the organism in Eukaryota, Viridiplantae, Streptophyta, Magnoliopsida, Poales, Poaceae.
AUGCUAUUCACAUUGCUCAAAGCUCUGCAGAAAGUGUCCAGAGUUCAUUUGAUCUGUUUUCUAUUAAUGAAAUGUGAUCGGAACUCAUCAUUUGAAACAGAUGACAACCAUUCCAGUAGAUCAACAAGUCAUUGCAUUUUGAUUGAAUUCUACCAUAGGCUGAGAGAAGAGUCCUUGACAGCAAUAUCCCGGCACGUGAAGGAUCUUAGGGAAGCACAGAAGGAAUCUACAUUCUCUGAUGAAAACAACAAAGCAACUGCAAUAGGAAGGGAUAUUCAGGAAAUAUACGACAAACUAAAAGAUUCUUCGCUGCCCAAAGGCCUUUUCACAAAGGAACAGCCUUGGAAGGAUGUAUAUAUCACAGAACUCCUUAAUUGUAUCAAAGAGGAACAUAUGAAGGAUUUUGAACAAGAAUAUUGUUUAGCAGAAAAGAUAGAAUGGGCAACGGAGGACACGGAUAUUGCAGUUGGUGAUUAUGUCAGUGCAUGGUACAGUAUGCUUUGGUCCUGUGCCCAAGAACUGAAGCAUGGUCGUCACUACUUUAUUGCUCUUGGGGAGAUAUAUAGAGUUGCACAGAUUUGA